Molecule: messenger RNA, 1706 nt
Organism: Terrapene triunguis (Three-toed box turtle)
Lineage: Eukaryota; Metazoa; Chordata; Testudines; Emydidae
Product: probable acyl-CoA dehydrogenase 6
Exons: 9
Coding region: 198-1490 (430 amino acids)
Biological process (GO): fatty acid beta-oxidation using acyl-CoA dehydrogenase
Molecular function (GO): acyl-CoA dehydrogenase activity; flavin adenine dinucleotide binding
Source: RefSeq, a predicted model, not a curated record
UGCAGCCUGCGAGCUACAGGUCACUCGCUGGACAGCUGUCGCGGCACCAAAUGCGCCUCGCCCGCUAAGCCCGGCGAGGAACGCGCCGAGCAGGUGCAGCGCCGGUGACUCCGGGCAGCGCCCUCGCCUCCCCCCAGGCUGCGGUCCCGGCUGCUGCGCAUGUGUGUUGUUCCCUCCAGUUCCGUGCUGUCCCCGCCAUGGCUCGGUGCUGGCCCGGCCUGCUGGCGCGCGGGGAGUGGGGCAAGUGGCGCUCUGGGCUGUCCGGCCCCGCUCGGUCCCAGCUGCGGGCGGGCAGCUCGAGCCGCGCCCCUGGAGCCGCCGGGGAAGGAGCCCACUUGCUGUACUCGCGGGAGCAUUACGCCUUGAGGGCGUCUCUGCGAAAGAUUAUUGAGAAGGAGAUUAACCCAUUUGUGGACAAAUGGGAAGAAGAAGGACAGUUUCCAGCACACAAAGUAUUUAAAACUCUAGGACAAGCUGGAUUCCUUGGAGUUAACAAACCAACAGAAUAUGGCGGCAUGGGCUUGGACUUCUCCUAUAGCAUUGCAGUGGCAGAGGAACUGGGAAAUAUCCGCUGUGGAGGGGUUCCUAUGGCUAUUGGAGUGCAAACUGACAUGGCUACACCAGCUCUAACAAGAUUUGGUUCUGAUGAGCUGAAACAACAGUUCCUUGUACCAACUAUAGCUGGAGAAGUAGUGGCUUGUUUAGGAGUCAGUGAACCUGGAGCAGGGUCAGAUGUUGCAAGUAUCAAAACAACAGCAGUAAGAAAAGGCGAUGACUAUGUCAUAAAUGGUGGCAAAAUGUGGAUUACUUCAGGAUGUCAAGCUGACUGGAUGUGCCUGCUGGCAAAUUCCAGUGAAGGACCCCCCCACCAAAAUAAAUCUCUUAUAUGUCUACCAAUGAACCUACCUGGUGUUCACAUUGCUAAAAAGAUAGACAAGAUGGGUAUGAGGUCAUCAGACACAGCACAGAUCUUUUUUGAAGAUGUCAGAGUUCCCAGCAAAUACCUCAUUGGGGAAGAAGGAAUGGGCUUUACAUACCAGAUGUUGCAAUUCCAAGAAGAGCGUUUAUGGGCAGUAGCCAACAUCCUGGCACCAAUGGAAAAUGUGAUACAAGAAACUAUUGACUAUACUCGCCAACGGAAAAUAUACAACCAGCCAGUACUGCAUAACCAAACAGUGCACUUUCGCCUGGCAGAAUUAGCAACUGAGGUGGAACUUGUUCGCUCUCUGCUGUACCAGGCUGUUGUGCUCUAUAUAAGAGGAAAUGAUGUGACCAAAUUUGCUUCAAUGGCUAAACUAAAGGCAGGUCGUCUAGCCCGUGAGCUGAGUGAUAAUUGCCUCCAGUUCUGGGGAGGAAUGGGAUUCACCAAUGAGGUGCUAGUGAGCAGACUUUACAGAGACUCAAGAUUACUGUCAAUAGGAGCUGGUGCAGAUGAAGUCAUGCUUUCCAUUAUAUGCAAAUAUAUGGAAACUCUUCCACAAAAGAAGUAACACCCAGCAACAGUUACAUUUCUUUAUUGAAAAUUCAUGAGAGAGAUACAGUAUAUUGAUUACAUACUGAAAGAAUAAGCAAUAUAUCUAAGGUGAUUAAGUGAAAUUUUCUAGCAUUUAUGCCAAUGACCUACUACUUAGUGCCUUUGUAUACAAAAUUUCUUGUACCAUAACUUUUAAAUUAAAUAUUGAAAUUAAAAGGAAGUAAUCUGAAAA